This is a messenger RNA of Lathyrus oleraceus (garden pea), 786 nucleotides long. Its product is annotated as serine/threonine-protein phosphatase 7 long form homolog. The transcript has 2 exons. Gene Ontology annotation, biological process: meristem development; meristem maintenance. The coding region runs from base 1 to 786 and encodes 261 amino acids. Lineage: Eukaryota; Viridiplantae; Streptophyta; Magnoliopsida; Fabales; Fabaceae. The record is from RefSeq and is a predicted model, not a curated record.
AUGAGAUCAGACAAGCAACCCAGAGAUGAUGUUGAGGUUGUUCAUGCUCAGGAGGUGCAAGUUCAUGAUGUUCAUGACUCAACGGUUGAGACAGAUGCAAUACAUAUUGCUAUUGCGGUUGUUGAUGAGGUAGCAUAUGAGGUGGUCCAUCCAAAUGCCCUUGUUGCAGAUGAUGUGGUUCAACCAGAUGCCUUUGUUGCUAAUGAGGUGGCUACCACAGAUCCGGUCCCUUCUGCUACUACUGAUACAGAGAACCGUGUCCCACUAAAGGUGACAUUCCAUGGGUCGAAGAUGAAGAACUUCCCCCAAGCUCCGAUGUCUGAGCAGGUCAGGAGAAUUGUACAUGAUUUUGGUCUCCUCUCAUUUUUCCAUUGCUCCCUAACCAUGCUCGACGCUCCACUUCUUACUGCUUCCUUUCAUCUUCCAUUUGGGGAGAUGACUAUCACUCUAGAUGAUGUCUCAUCAUUGUCCCGUCUCUCAAUCACCAGUAGAUUCUUCACGACUCCUGUUAUUAGCCAGUCGCUUGCAUGUAUGGUGGUUGUACGAGAUUUAGGAGUUAUUGAGGACAUUGUGCUGGAGGAGUUUGAGAUUAAUAGGGGAGCUCACCUUCGUAUAUCUUGGCUUCAGGAUAGUUAUGACGAGCUCGGCGGGGCACAUAUGUAUGAGACUUCCACUAGGGUGUAUAUGUUACAUCUAGUAGCAUGUACUCUAUUUGCAGAUAAGUCUCAUAUUUAUAUUGAUGCUCAGUACAUGUGGUUGUUCACUAGCCUUGAUGAUACCAGUUAG